CGACUUUCUACCUUCUAUGAAUACGAGGUUUAAAGUUGUUGACGUCGCGAUGAGUCUCUCCUUGAUUGAUUGAGCAGAUUGAGUGCUUAAAAGACUGCGUCUCUCUUGGAAAGAUGGCUGAAUCUCUGGUCAACCAGGAGCAAAAUGUUCAAAUGACGCCGUUUGGGAAGCCUCCAAGAUUGGACUUGUCCAAGCCACGCUGGGACCAAACAACCUUCGUAGGCAGACUGAAGCAUUUCUUCAAUGUGACUGACCCACGUACUGUUAUAUGCAGUGACAAACAGCUGUAUGCAGCAAAAGAUUUGGUCAACAACUACAAAAUGGGCCUUGAACCACCGGGUACCACAGAGGAGCAGCUUUGGUUUGCACAGAAGCUUUAUAUGUCAGCUUUCCAUCCAGACCAUGGGGAGAAAAUGAAUCUGAUCGGAAAGAUGUCAUUUCAAGUUCCAGGUGGUAUGGCAAUAACGGGGGCCAUGUUGCAGUGGUACAAAACAAUGCCUGCUGUUAUCUUUUGGCAGUGGAUCAAUCAGUCGUUUAAUGCACUUGUUAACUACACAAACAGGAAUGCUGCAUCAGCAACCACCAGCAAAGAAAUUGGUAUGGCCUAUGUUACAGCUACCAGUGGUGCCUUGGUAACAGCUCUUAGUCUGAACUCAUUAACAAAGAAAUCCCCACCCCUUGUAGCCCGGUAUGUACCGUUUGCAGCAGUUGCAGCUGCAAACUGUGUCAACGUUCCAAUGAUGCGUCAACAAGAAGUCCUCUCUGGAAUUACAGUUUGUGACUCUGAUGGGAAGGAACUCGGUAAAUCACAAAAAGCAGCUAGGAAAGGUAUAGCCCAAGUGGUGGUUUCCCGAAUCACUAUGGCAGCGCCUGGCAUGUGUGUGUUACCUUUGAUAAUGGAAAGGCUACUCAAGUUCCCUUGGUUUAAAAGAGUCUCUGUUCUACACGGACCAUUUCAAGUCCUGGGUGUCGGCUGCUUUUUGAUUUUUAUGACGCCAGUGGCAUGUGCCAUCUUUCCUCAACAGUGUUCUUUGGCGGUGAGCAAGUUGGAGCUAGACUUACAAGCUUCAAUUAAAGCAGAAUUUGGAGACAGUAUUCAGACAGUUUACUUCAACAAAGGCUUGUAACGUCAAUCACUUCUAAGACAUUAUACUAUUUUAUACAAAUUAUAUAAAUACUGCAGUUUGUUCUGCAGUUUGGGGUAAUUUUCAAAAUGAUCUCGAGAAGGUCGGAUUUUGCGGAUGAAUAUUAAGCUGAGCAUAGGAUAUUGACUGCUUUUACUUGUGCCAUGGUUAAAACUACGACCACAGUAUUGUGUGCUCAAGACCUUUUCUUGCCCCGAGUUUUUGCCUAUGGAAAGCCAUAAAUACAAAACAAAACAAGAUGGCCACAAUUUGUAACAAUGUUACACAAAUCUUACAUAAUAAAGUUUAAUUUGUUGGAAACAAAGCAACCAAUCAUGUGGGAUAUUUUAUGUCAUAAUAAGUUUGGAGAAAAUGUUGAAUUUGGUUAAAGCAUGUUGCAACAUGAUUGAAUGUUUUACUAGCAUUCGGCCAUCCAUGCCAUUCAGGGCAGUUUGUGUAUUAACAAUAAAAAAGGACUAUAAUAAAGCUGAUUCUCUCAGGAGGUUGUCGCCAUUAGGAAUGCCAUAGAAUAUUAUCUGUAACCAGUUGCCUGCUAAUUUCACUCGGUGACUGUGACUGUAUCUGAAUGAGCGACUGUGGGCUUACUCCAGGCCUGUCUGUUUCGAUUUUGAAAGUCUGCUUCGAUUUGGUAAUGGGCGUCCUAUGAGGAAAUUGUUAAUCUCUACUGGAGCAUUUCAAGGGCACCAAGGCAAUGACAAGGGGGCACAGAGGCAAUCGCCUUCUUCACCUCCGUGAAGUAUCAGGCCUGCUUAAUCAAUGCCCGUAGCAACAGCCAUAGCAGCCAAUUUGGACACAGCCUUAAUUUCUUUAUUACCGUCAUUUUUUCUUGAGGUAUUUAAAAUCGGCCAUGGAGGGCAACUUAGUUGCUGACCAAAAUAAAAUUUUGGCAUGAGGAUUUGUCUAACAAUCAUGAGUUCUUCCUUGAGAUAUUUCAAUAAUACCUUAAGCUUUAUAUGAUGUAUGUAUUAAGAAAUGUAUAAUGAAUAACAAUAUAUUUCUAUCUGAGAAACAAAAUCAGCUAUUGAGGUCAUCGUAUAUAAAAAUAUAGUUACUGUCAAUAAAUUAUGA
Molecule: messenger RNA, 2213 nt
Organism: Asterias rubens (European starfish)
Lineage: Eukaryota; Metazoa; Echinodermata; Asteroidea; Forcipulatida; Asteriidae
Product: sideroflexin-2-like
Exons: 10
Coding region: 114-1127 (337 amino acids)
Biological process (GO): monoatomic ion transport; serine import into mitochondrion
Cellular component (GO): mitochondrial inner membrane
Molecular function (GO): monoatomic ion transmembrane transporter activity
Source: RefSeq, a predicted model, not a curated record